CCCGCGGGAGAGCCUGGCGUCGGGUUCCUUGCGGGAGAGCACAAACUGCGCACACCUGAGCUGCCUGGGUGGAGAAACGCAGCCUCAGAGGAUUUGAAGGGGUUUUGAGAAGAAUCAUGUCUUCAGUGUGGAAGACUCCCCGUGGAUCAGAUGCAAUGCCUGAAAUGGUGGUAAAAAUCAUCGGAAGUAAAUACUUUCAGUAUCUUGUGGAGAAGCCAAAGACCAAGGAGAAUGAGAACUUGAACGCAGAAACUCAAAGCGUGCUCCAGAAAUCUGUGACUGGUAAUGCAAGGCAGAUGAUCAGAGACCCCCCGACUCCUGGUAAUCCCGCUGAUCAUCAAAUCAAUCAUGACCCAGAUGAUGUGGAAGAGAGCAAGCACCCAGAGAACAACCAGAAACCAGAGAACAGCCAGAAACUCCUAACAGGAGUACUCAGUAGCAGAUUUCUGGAUGGCAAAGAAAAUGUCCACUGCAUCUCUGUACCAACUGGAGAUCAGUCCCUGUCCUAUAUCCAUGGCUUCCCCAGGAGAAAACUUAGAGAUUGGUCCUUGGAACAAAUGGCAAGGGUUGGCCUUGAACAACCUAAGGAUAUUGGCCAGAGGCCAAGUGGAAUGACAACAGAAGAUACUUUUCUUCUUGCCUUGGUCAGAAGAGAACUCAAGGCAUGCCCUUUGAGUUCUGGCUUAUUAGAUAAGCUUCAGGAAGAGCUGAAGAGCCUGGAUCCUAUCUCUUCAGGAUUUCUUCUUCAAUCUCAGCUAAGCCGCCACUUCUUGAAGCAUGAAGUCCCUCUACAGUUACCUACAGUCAAGAUCCUCUGCCAGAGAUUUUCUAGGAGAGGCUCUCCUGAAAUGGUGAAUUAUGAAAAGCUACUCUGGUUUUUAAAAGUUGCCGCUUCAGAGGAUCCACAGCAGAGUGAAAGACUUGUGGACAACAGCCUGAGGAAAACUCAGGGUGGUGGCCAUCAUGGCGAAAGCCUUUCCCCUGCCCCUCCACGCGGUACUGCCCCUCAAGACUCCAGCUCCCAGCCAGAAGUGAACAAGAGCCUGCUGGAGAUCUUACAGAUGGCACUAAAGACAACCAAGGGCAAACUCAACACAGACAACCUUAAUCGGAGUUUUCGAAAAGAAGAUCGCUCAUUUUCUGGCUGCCUACCCCCACCCAAGGUCAGGGCUAUAUGUGGGAAACAUGGAUUAUAUCUAACUUUGAGCCUCCUGGAAACAUUACUAAGCCAUCAAGAUUUGGGCUACCAAGAUGAAAUAAAAUGGCAGAAUUUUGUUGAGUUGUUGAGCAGAGCUUCCUCUGAUUUGUCAUCUGAUUUGCCUACAGGAAGGAAAGUAAAGGAAACCUCUGCCACUCCAGUGCAGCCUGAAGUUCCUGAGGUGUCUCAAGGCAAAACUGAACACAUGAAAACUCCAGACGAGGAGCUGCAGCCAGAAAACCUUCCUGCUGAGACUUCAGCCCCUAAAGAUCCCCUGAGUUCUUUGACGAUCAGGCCAGUCUCCCAGCCUUUUGUUGGUCCAGCGAUAAAGAACAAGGAUGAAGAAUGUGAGACAUGGAUCGACAGGUUCAGGAAGCUAGAAAAUGCCCUCUACCUGUGUGAUCUGAGUAAUACAGGAGUCCUGGAGAAGGAACGAGCUAAACGCCUCAUUCACAACUACAAUCUCAUUUACAACCUGUCCCUGAGCCCUCGGAAAAUCGACCAGGCCUUGAAGAGAUUUCGUUCGGGAGAAAAUAUGCUCUUGGAGCCAGCGCUCCGGUACUUAAAGGAGCUAUGAUAACAAGCCCAUAUUGUGAGAACAGAUGUUUCCUUUAUCUCUCUUUUUACCCAGACACGUGUUUCUCCCCAGCCUGAGUGUAGCGGUGGAGGCACUGUCAGAGUGGAGGCUGAUGCAGCUAUUGUAGACACUGUGGACUUGGACUUGAUUUCUGGCUGUGAAGCUUACUCAUAGGCAGCUCAGUGUGAUCUGAGAAAAACAAGGGCUUCUCUUCUGAGGUGGCAAGAACCAAUUUCUUAAAAUCCUCUUCUAUUCUAAUAAAGCUUCUGAUUAAUAA
Molecule: messenger RNA, 2052 nt
Organism: Rhinolophus ferrumequinum (greater horseshoe bat)
Lineage: Eukaryota; Metazoa; Chordata; Mammalia; Chiroptera; Rhinolophidae
Gene: C9H1orf87
Product: chromosome 9 C1orf87 homolog
Exons: 12
Coding region: 117-1775 (552 amino acids)
Source: RefSeq, a predicted model, not a curated record